AUGUCAUCAUAUCACUCCUGCCCCGAUGACCUUUUCUCCGACGAAUCCAGUUUCUACGGCGAUGAAACAGAAAAAUCACGCCUAGAAGACCUCGCAGAUUCCUACGAUCCAGAACCAUACUGGUCCGAUGUCCAUCCUUACCUCCUCUCCACUAUCCAACAAGACCGUAUCGCAUCGGCAAAAGUAAAAGCAGAGCCUACUACAUCCGAUACAGACAUGAAAGACGAAGACUUAAUCCCACGACGAAAUAGCCGCGGCGCAAACGAAGCUACGCCAUCCUUCCUCUCUCGUCUCCCACCAUCCACAACUAAAAAGGAUGACAUCGGACCCUGGAUCUACGCAUACCCACAGAACAAACCCACGCCGGAGAACGAAGACAUCGCCUCCCUAGUCUCAGAAGGAAAGGAGCUUCUCUACGACUUCGAGAACAAGAAAACAACCCUAGAAGCCGAGCACGACAAAUCCGGCGCAAAGACGAAGGCAGGUCUAACGCGGAAACUCAACCCGCUGCGACGAACGCUCGAGCAGGAUCUUUUCACGCUUGCGCGGGAUACAGGCGUUACGUCGGGCAAGUGGAUGCUGUUUCCGACGGCGGAUCGGGUGGAUAGGUAUUGGGGGCUAAUUGCGGAGGCGACGAUUAAGGGGGGUUUAGGGAUUGCGGCUAAGGUUGCGACGGAUGAUGGGGAGGGGAAGGCGAGGUUGAUUGCGGUUUAUACGUAUGAUACGGCGGAUAAGGAGGAUGUGAAGAGGGUGUUGAUGAAGUUGGUGGAGUUUGGGUUGGUUAAUGAAGGUGAGAGGCCGAUUUACUACAAGAGUGAUGCGUUCACGUAUCUGGAGAUUCUGGGGAAUAAUUCAUAUGGGCUCAAGGCCAGUAUGUUCUCCAGCAAGGAUGUGUUGGCAGGGAAGUUUUGA
Aspergillus wentii DTO 134E9 is the source of this 912-nucleotide messenger RNA. RefSeq names its product DUF1917 domain-containing protein. The record is from RefSeq and is a predicted model, not a curated record. The transcript is spliced from 2 exons. The coding region runs from base 1 to 912 and encodes 303 amino acids. NCBI's taxonomy places the organism in Eukaryota, Fungi, Ascomycota, Eurotiomycetes, Eurotiales, Aspergillaceae.